Molecule: messenger RNA, 1056 nt
Organism: Phytophthora sojae
Lineage: Eukaryota; Oomycota; Peronosporomycetes; Peronosporales; Peronosporaceae
Exons: 1
Coding region: 1-1056 (351 amino acids)
Molecular function (GO): protein binding
Source: RefSeq, a predicted model, not a curated record
AUGGCGAAUGGGACGAAACGGCGGCACUCGCCACUGAAGUUGCCGCUGCACACGGCCACUGCGACGUCAUUUCAGUCGUUCACGCACAUGUGCAUCAGCAGGCUCGAACGGUUCAUGCCGAAGGCCAUCGCUGGUGGGCACGUGACUGCGUUCAAGCUGUUACUGGAUCUCUAUGGAAACACUGAAUGGCUGCCGGGCUUAUUGAGUCAGGCAGUGAAAAACGGGCAACAAGAGAUUGUCGACAUUAUUUGCAAAGGAGACGAGUGCCGUGAAACGCUGGAGUGGGCAGCAAAGAACGGGGACCUUUACGUGAUGAAGCGCAUUCUAAAGUACCACCAAUCUGUUGACGAGAUAGUGGUCAGCCUUACGCUGCAGAGGGCGUCUGCAGCCGGACACUUGGAAAUUGCCGAGCUUUUGGUUGGGAAUUAUGAAGGACAGGCACUCGACGUACGGUUCGCACUUGCCGAUGCGGUUACAGAAGGUCACGUGGAGAUUGCCAAAUACUUGUACGCCAAGAAGGGGUUCGACGCUGACUUUUUUAAUGCGAUGUUUGUAAGAGCAGCGGGUCUACGCUCACUUGAGACGGUCCAGUUCCUUUUCGACAAAGCAAAAAUACACGCUCAGUCCUUUCGCGAAGCCUUCAGAUUCGCGGCAACUGGUGGUCAGGUGGAGAUCUUGAAGUUUCUGAUGUCCAAGCUUGGCUGGUGUAUCGACGCUUCAUGUCCGGGUAAAGCUUUCGUGAAAGCGGCGAAGCGGGAUCAUUCAGAGAUCCUGAAGCUCUUGUACACAAUUGAAGGAUGCCAAGUUUCGGCUCGAGUACUCGAAACUGCGUUCAGUGCAGCAGCUGCACGCGGAAAUCUGGGAGUGAUCAAGUUCCUGGAUAGCAGAAACCUCUUUUCGCCCGACUUUCGUGAACGCGGCCACAGAGUGCAAGGUGAAGUGUGCAGCUAUUGGCGAUCAAGUUGGCGUAUUGAAGUUCUUGUAUGCCAAAGGAUGCAUCGAUUCAGAGUUGAUCAACCACAUUUUCCCUGCAGCUUCAGCGCGAUGCUACGUUGA